This is a messenger RNA of Notodromas monacha, 1367 nucleotides long. The record is from the annotation of a GenBank genome assembly. Lineage: Eukaryota; Metazoa; Arthropoda; Ostracoda; Podocopida; Cyprididae.
UGUUUUCGCAGAUGAACGAUUCGGUGCAAUGUGAUUUGUGAGCCGCGCUGAGUUGCUGUAAAAUCACCCGAAGACGUUUCGAAAGCUUUUUUCUUCAGGAAAAGGAAUUUAGACUGAUGAACUCGACGUUUAUCUACAGUGUUAUCCCUUGCCGGAGUUUGAAGUGUGCGUGCGUCCCUGUAGAGUAUUAUUGGAGGGACGGAAAGGGAGGUGCAUUGGGGUGCAAGUCGUGUGCACCGGCACCAGCUGAUUGGAGAGUGUCUCGGCUCGGCUCUGGCUGCGUUGAGCCUACGCAUGCCUGCUUUUACCAGGAAGCAUGAUCACCUGAUCCGCCCGUCGCCACAGUGGAUGCAUUGCAACUACCUGUGAUACGCCAUUUGAUCAUUGUCGAGUUCUGUCGGACUUACAUGAAUGGUGCUCAGGUGCCCCAGCAGUGCAUAGUUCGAUAAAUGGGAGAGAAAGGAACCGCCCGAGACGCGUACCGCGUUGAAGCUGUGUUCUGCGAGCGAUUUCCUUCCCUAUUGUGCAUCGUUUAGUCGCACUUGUUGCUCUCCGUACUGAAUAUUCUAUUCGAAUGAUCUAAAAGUUCUUCAUCCGUUUCUAUCGCAGGCUGAAAUUCUUCGCACGUCGCGAAGUUUGUUGAUACUGUUGCCGAGAUCGAGUCGAGUUCGGUGAGUGUUGAGCCAGUUUCGCUCCGGUGCUUUGCUUUUGUCCUGCUUGACCGAUACCCGGUUGUUCGCAGGAUCCGCGUGUGCUCUCGAGUGCUUUGAUACUUUUCAAGAUAUUCAUCGUUUCCACUUGAACGAAAGCCCUUUUUAAACAUGUUGCGUUUGACACGUUCUUUUCUUCAGUCUCCCUUGAGGGCUUCCACGGAAAUUCUACAGACUAUUCGAAGCAUGUCGUCAGUUGGACAAGCGAUCCCAGAUGCAACCCUUUUCGAGAACAGUCCAGGGAAUAAGGUGAAUGUGAAGGAACUAUGCAAGGGCAAGAAAGCUAUCAUCUUUGGAGUUCCUGGCGCAUUUACCCCCGGUUGUUCUAAGACUCAUCUCCCGGGAUACGUAAAAGGACAUGAUGCGCUCGUGGCGAAAGGCAUUAAGGAAGUCAUCUGCGUGGCAGUGAACGAUCCAUUCGUCAUGGAAGCCUGGGGAAAGGAGCACGGUGCAGAUGGGAAGGUUCGCAUGUUGGCUGACACUCAGGGGAAGUUCACGAAAGCUCUUGGACUUGAUUUGGAUAUGUCGGAAGUCUUAGGAAACGUUCGCUGCAAGAGAUUUUCCAUGGUUGUGGACGAUGGCAUCAUCAAAGAGCUCAACGUCGAGCCGGACGGGACGGGCUUGAGCUGUUCGUUGGCAGAACACAUUAAAGCCUAA